Lycium ferocissimum is the source of this 1651-nucleotide messenger RNA. RefSeq lists its product as uncharacterized. NCBI's taxonomy places the organism in Eukaryota, Viridiplantae, Streptophyta, Magnoliopsida, Solanales, Solanaceae. Gene Ontology annotation, molecular function: protein binding. The record is from RefSeq and is a predicted model, not a curated record. The transcript is spliced from 5 exons. Bases 35 to 1651 code for a protein of 538 amino acids.
UGUCUUCUUUUGUAGACUCAAAAAAAAAAAAAGAAUGGAACGAGUUGAGGGCUUGAGAAACGGCAACAGAGCAGAGGGAAGCAAUAGUAUAUCAGUAAGUAAGGGAUUGCAAGAUGAUUUAAUAGUUGGGGAGAUUGUCUCUCGCUUGCCCUUGAAGUUUGCAGUUCAAUGUAAAAUUGUAAGCAAGAAUUUUAAUAGAUGCAUUUCUGAUCCUAAAUUUUCCCAAACUUUGCUUCAACGUGAAAUGGAUUGUUCUACACAACUCAUCUAUACAUCAAAUGGUUCAAUGAGAAAAUUCCACAAAAUCUCCUUAAACCAUAUCCCAACUACUCAACGGAAGACGACUUUACCCGAUGACGUUGAAGUUUUGGCCUCAUGCAAGGGUCUCAUUCUCCUUGACUUUGAGGAAACUAAGGUCUACUGUAUUUUCAAUCCGAUAACUGGCACGCACCAAUUGAUACCAUACCCCGAGCCUACAACUUUUAUGAUGAUUGGUUUUCCAGGCCUAGCUGUUGAUUACUCGAGUUCAGAUCAAUAUACAUUGGUAACCAUCAGUAAGCUGGCUGAAAAUCCCAACCUGUUUUACAAAUUUCACGUACUUUCAUCGAAGCAACCUGGCUUGUGGCGUGAAUUCCAACUGAGAAGCAAUACUUUCAGUGAUUUGGCCGUCGGCUGUCCACCUGUUUACUGGUGCAAUUCUCUGUAUUGGCUCAGAAGCGACGGUAGUGUUAUAGCUUAUGAUACAGAGAAAGAAGAGGCUAUAAUACUUGACCGUCCGGAGUUUAUUGAUCAUUCUGAUAAUGGUAAAAUUCUGAUUGGUCGCGAUAUAUGGCUAGGAGUGGCACAAGGUUUACUUACUCUUGUUUGCAUAUUCGAGAAGUCCAUUGUCAUUGCUUCUUAUGAUAAUAGCAGCAAUUGGAACGUUUACCACAAGUUGGAAAACUUUAUUUCCAGUUCGGAUGGAAUUAUUAAUGGUUUUCCGGUCUUGAUCGACAGCAAACAGGUGUUGUUCGUGGUAGAACAUCCCCCGGCAAUGUAUGACCUAUACGAGUAUGAUAUUGAGAUCAGUGAGUACAGGAAAGCGCCAGUGUUGAACAUAGUUAAUUAUCCCCUGCAUUCCUUCGAACCAACAUUAGCCAGUGUUCAUGCGACGCCUUCGGAAAUAGUAAACACUCAUCAUUUGUCAUAUAUCGCUGCAAAGUUAGAUGUGUUCAGAAGAUUUAUUACUGAAGGUGUUUCCCACCAAGAAGAAGAAGAAGAAGAAGAAGAAAGUUCAUCAUCGUCAUCAUCAUCAUCAUUAUCAGAAGAAGAAGAAGCUAUUCCAGGUAGUGAUCCAGUUACUAGCACUAAUAAAGGAGGAAGAAAGAAUAGGGGGAUUACAUUUUUGUGCCACACAGUUCCAGAACUGUCUACUAAUGUAGCAGUCAAAAAAUAUGUGAUUGAUAUCUUCAGGCUUUUUAAUGCCAGUCCUCCAUCUAUUUUGGCUGUGGUCCCCCCAGAUGAAAUUCCUUUGGACUCUAUUGAUUUGUUGGGUAAUUUUUGUGGGAAGCUUAAUAUAUUGCAUAACAUGGUUAGGGAUGCUACUAAGCCAAGCUUUAGUGAGGACUGUCCUACCAGCUAUGUUAAGGAAUUUAGUUUUCCAGCCAGCUAG